AUGAAACUUCGUUCAUACAUCACCUGGUUUGAUGAUAAUGACUACAUCGGUCUGGAACUUGCGUUCCCAGGCGGUUCUACCUGGAAAAUAGAGAGAAAGAUCAAAGAAGCCGAAAACUUGCACACUCAAGGAGAAUAUGAGAUUUGGAAAUGUACGUCACAGGCACGAGCUACGUUUGUAUGCAGCAAAGUUGCUGGAAAUGGUCCACCCACAGCCCUUAUUAAGAUUCAUAUGCAAAUUCCGUUCUUCAAAACGGCUACCGAGGAGCCUUCAGAACGCGCUAAGCAGGCAGACCCUGAAAUCCCCCACCUAGCUAGUAGCGAGGUCAAAGCUCUCACUAUUCUGACCGAGUCAAAAUGCUCUAGCUCACCAUAUUUGAUUGACUCGAUGCACCGACAGCAGACUGAUGGAUGGGUACCCGGGGGCUAUAUUCAUUAUAACGCGAUGGAAAUGCUCCCGGGUGUAACUGUGUGUGACCAUUAUGAUGGUAUGGAGCGUCAGGAGCGUGAUGAGUUGCGAAAAGCAUUCAAAAAGGCCUGGAUUUAUUUGAUCGAUUUCGAGAAUUUCCAUCCCCCGACUAGCAAGUCUAAAAUCUGGCGGGAUAUCCAAUAUAUAGGAUGGCAUCUCGCACAAGUCGGCGAUGACUAUGACUAUGAUGAUAUGACGAACUGGAUAUUAUAA
Messenger RNA from Aspergillus niger, 681 nucleotides. RefSeq lists its product as uncharacterized. Bases 1 to 681 code for a protein of 226 amino acids. The record is from RefSeq and is a predicted model, not a curated record. The transcript has 3 exons. NCBI's taxonomy places the organism in Eukaryota, Fungi, Ascomycota, Eurotiomycetes, Eurotiales, Aspergillaceae.